UCGGUAAAGAGCACGCAUUCUAUUAAAUUACUCAAAUGGGGGUUUUCAAAGAAAUUUUGGCGCGAUUUCCUCGUGGUGGUCUCUCGUAUGUUUUCGCCUAUGGUAGCGGUGUCAAGCAGCAAGUUGGCUAUGAGAAAAUUUCUAAACAAAAAAAUAACGUAAUUGACCUAAUAUUUUGUGUACGUGAUCCUCUGGGAUGGCAUGCUGAAAAUAUUAAUCGUCAGGAAAGUCACUACUCAAUGCUGCAACUGUUGGGACCUCGUUUUAUCAUGAAUUACCAGGAGCAUUUAGGUGCUAGAGUUUACUUCAAUACGUUAGUGCCUUUGGACGAUAUUAACGUAACGAUUAAGUACGGCAUUGUCUCACGAGAGCAUCUACUGGAUGAUUUAUUGAAUUGGCGAUAUUUGUACCUUGCCGGUCGCCUACAAAAACCUGUGAGCGAAUUGGUACCAACGAAUGGUGACGACGAAUUGAACGAAGCGUUAGCGAAAAACUUAAUGAGCGCGUUUCAAGUAGCGCUACUAUUACUACCGCAACAGUUCACUUCCUAUCAACUAUUCCACACUAUUUCCAGUCUAAGUUAUAAAGGGGAUUUUCGUAUGUUAUUCGGUGAGAAUAAGCAAAAGGUGCGCAAUAUUGUCUUGGCUCAAGAAAAAGAUUUUUUGGAUUUGUAUUAUCCAGUGAUGCAAAAUUUAACUGACUAUGUGGCUGCCGAUUUCAAUGCCAAAGAAAUAGGAACUAAUAAAACCAUAGUGCAGUUUGAACAGGACAAAUCGUUAUUAGCUAGAAUACAUCAUCUGCGCAAUGCACCGAGUGAAUUGCAAAAGCGUAUUGUGCGAAAUUCAGCAUUUAGAGGGGAUUAUAUGAAAAUUGUGCCACACCUGGCGGAAUCUCACAAUCUUCUCGAGCUUGUCCAAACUUCGGUGAAUGACAUAGUGUGGCGCAGCAGCAUUACUCAGUCAAUAAAGAAUAUCCCCAGCGCAGGCCUAUUCAAAUCGCUCAUUUACAGCUAUCGUAAGGCGCUGAAGACCUUUUCUUAGUUGGUCAAAGUAUACAAUACUUAUAUUGGUGGAACUAUGCCAAAGUUAUCAAACUGAAAGUUACUGGCAAUAUUUUGCUUUAAAAGCUCAAGUAUUUAUACAAGCAGUUUCUUCUAAUUUAUAAAAAGUGGUUAUUUCAAGACUUUAUUGUUAAAAGCAUUUAAUAAUUUAAGAUACAUUAGGAUUUCAACAAUGUAAAUCUGCAAACUAAAAAUUGGCUAUGAGAUAUAUUUGUAAAUGCAAAUAUUUGUUAACUAUUUUUUAGCAUUCUUAACUAUUUAGUGCAAUAAAGUGCAUAUAAUUUACAACUG
This is a messenger RNA of Zeugodacus cucurbitae (melon fly), 1351 nucleotides long. Its product is annotated as phosphatidate cytidylyltransferase, mitochondrial. Gene Ontology annotation, cellular component: mitochondrion. The record is from RefSeq and is a predicted model, not a curated record. Gene Ontology annotation, molecular function: phosphatidate cytidylyltransferase activity. The coding region runs from base 36 to 1040 and encodes 334 amino acids. Gene Ontology annotation, biological process: CDP-diacylglycerol biosynthetic process; cardiolipin biosynthetic process. The transcript has a single exon. NCBI's taxonomy places the organism in Eukaryota, Metazoa, Arthropoda, Insecta, Diptera, Tephritidae.